CUCUUUAAUCUGCCAUUAAUCCCCUUCUGUUUUUGCUCUUACUUCUCCUCCUAAAAGUGGAGGAUGAAGUGGUGCUGAUGCAACAUGUCUGACAGAGAUUACGCUUCCUAAUCAGUAAACAGAACAAAAAAAGAUGUUCCACAAGCGUGAAGCUUUCCGCCGCGACUUUAUGGAGAGAAAUUCUCUUCUCUUGAGGCAAUCGAUGGAUUUGGUGACAUUUGGGGCAGUUAGAAAAUGGGCGGAGUCACUGUUUGAUUGGUUCGUCAGCAUUAGCGCUGACCAGACAAACAACAUGGAGGCACACUUUAGGAACAUUCCAUCCACUUCAGAGGAGCUACAUGUUUGAACUGCGGCACUGAAGUAGCACAAAGAGGGGACAAUCUGCAUAAAAGGAGGAGGCGGGGAGGUUAGGUGAUGGGCAACUGCACCAAAUCAUCCAUGGAAGACAAAAUGAGGAAGGACAGAGAGCUGAGACCGGAGGAGAUGGACGAGUUGCGCGAGGCCUUCCUGGAGUUCGAUAAGAACAAGAACGGCUACAUCAGCCACAAAGACCUGGGGGAGUGCAUGAGGACCAUGGGAUACAUGCCCACCGAGAUGGAGCUCAUAGAACUCAGUCAGCAGAUCUGCGGAGGCAAAGUGGACUUUGAGGACUUCGUGGAGCUGAUGGGACCCAAAAUGCUGGCGGAGACCGCAGACAUGAUCGGGGUCAAAGAACUGCGAGAUGCCUUCAAAGAGUUCGACUCCAACGGCGACGGGCAGAUCAGUCUGACGGAGCUCCGUGAGGCCAUGAAGAAGCUGAUGGGGGAGCAGGUGACCAACAGGGAGAUCAACGAGAUCCUCCGAGACGCCGACCUGAACGGAGACGGUCUGGUGGACUUUGAGGAGUUUGUGCGAAUGAUGUCUCGCUGAUGUGCGACACCACAGACUUUUUUCUGGGACUCUUUCUUUGACGGCAGAGUUAUAUUUUUGUAGAAAACAUAUUUUAAAAUGCAUUAAAAAAGUGAGUUGUGAAGAGUACCACUGCGGACUGGAGUCCAGGGGUGUCCACUUCUUGUCAUGGCCGCCCUUCUUCUAACACUCAAUAAUAUUCAUGUUCAUUCCCAAAUGCAAUUCAUCCACUCACCCAUCUUCUUCCGCUUAUCAUAGAUCGGGUGGCGGGGGCAGCAGCCUAAGCAGGGAAUCGCCCAGACUUUCCUCUCCCCAGCCACUUUGUACAGCUCUUUGCAAUUCUCUUUGCAAUUUGCAAUUCAUAUUUAUUACAAUUGUAAAUGUAUUACAAUACAUUUAUUUGUAAAUUUACUACAAUUGUAAAUUGAUUCAUUGUUUUUAAAAAUCGAUACUUUUUUUUUUUUAAGAAUGGAUUUUUAAAAUAGUCACACAUAUCACUUAUGUGUGGCUGCCGUCAAAUUGCAGUCUACACGUAUCUCUUAUGUGUGACUGCCAUCUGCGGGUAUCUCUUAUGUGUGACUGCCAUUAUAUUGCAGUCUACACAUAUCUCUUAUGUGUGACUACCAUCUACGGGUGUUUCUUAUGUGUGACUGCCAUCAUACUGCAGUCUACACGUAUCUCUUAUGUGUGACUGCCAUCAUAUUGCAGUCUACACGUUUCUCUUAUGUGUGACUGCCAUCUACUGAUCUGACAUAUUACAGCAUGUACCAAAUAAAAUAGCUUCAAGGUCGGUAAGCACAACCAGAAUUAUUCCGUACACUAGGCGUUAGGGUUAUAAGGCACACUGUCGAUUUUUGACAAAAUUAAAGUAUUUUAAGUGCGCCUUAUAGUCCAAAAAAUACGGUAAUUGUCUAGGCACUUCAUUAUUAUGUAUUUUUUUAAUGUACAAAUUGAUAAAUAACUUGCUUUGAAGUCAGGCAGAUAUUUAAACAUUCUUAUUUUAACACAAACAUUUUUUGGAACAAAAGUUACGAUGUUUGUUGCAUGAUCAGAAAAUGUUGCAUGCAGUACAGUCGUCCCUCGGUUAUCGCUGUUAAUUGGUUCCAGACAUGACCCUGAUAAAUGUAAACAUAGGACUCAUUCAUUAUCAAUCAAAUAUUUACAUAACUAGAGCACAAAACAAACUUCAGGAUACAUUUUUCAUCAUUUUUAGAGCCCUUCAGAUGUGAAAUAACACAAAUGAGUUGUUCUGCCUGAGGGUGAGCCAAUCAGAGGUUGCGAUACUGAACAGCGGCCUCUGCUUUGGUCUAUAGUGGCCAACACUAAAGAUAUAAAUACGGACAUAGUAUUGAUAUUAUUUGUUUAUGUCGCCUGUGGAGGGGGGCGUGGUUUGCAGGCCUGCUGCAGAGUGGGGUGUGGAAGGCCUGGCCUCGAAGCACAGCUGGCAGGUGAUUGGAUUACCCAGCUGCAGCCAGGCUUAUUAGCAGCAGCCGGUCCGAGACACGGGUGUUGGGGUUGGAGCGAGAGAGAGAGAGAGAGAGACACCAGAGAGCAAAGUAAAGACACGCCGGACUGAAAAGUACAAUCUAUAUGCUGCCGAGAAACCAAUCAUAUUGUGGAUGUAAAUAAAAGACUUGAUCCAACCAGAAUACCGGACCCUAGUGCCAGUGUGGGGUGUUCAGAGGGCAACUGCUGCAUAGCCAUUUUUAACAUACGCCCCUAAAAAAUUGUAGAACAUUCUUAAGAAAACUUUUUUUUUUUUAAAUCCAUGGUUGGGUAAAGCCGCAAUAUUUCAAGUGUGAUAUGGGGAGGGACAACUGUACUGUACAUGAAUUUGUUCUGUAAAAUUAAAAAAUCAAGCAAUAACCAUGAAGUGCUUUACUGAGGCACAAUAUUUACAAGUUUAAAACAAUGCAACAUACCACACCUGGCACCUGGAUCUUGAGUUGGACACCCUGGGGCUUGGAUCCAUGGACUGUAAUGUACAAUAUGUUUGUUGGAGUGUAGUAUUCUGUAAAACUCUACAAAUAAUAUUUUUAAUAAAAACUCCAUAAGUUCUGUCAGACAAUGAAUAAACUGUGGUGUUAUUUUAGAGUUGUUAUUUACCCUCAAAGAAAUAUGCAGGAACAAUUACAGUCAAUAUUUCAGUCAAU
Molecule: messenger RNA, 3041 nt
Organism: Nerophis ophidion (straightnose pipefish)
Lineage: Eukaryota; Metazoa; Chordata; Actinopteri; Syngnathiformes; Syngnathidae
Gene: cabp2b
Product: calcium binding protein 2b
Exons: 6
Coding region: 415-909 (164 amino acids)
Molecular function (GO): calcium ion binding
Source: RefSeq, a predicted model, not a curated record